AUGGAAGCCUCUAUUAGAGGGAUAGGAACAGUGCUUCUAGUGGAUUGGGGAGUUUCUCUGGACAAGGCCACGCUCGGCACUGCAGCAAUCUUCAACAUCAUCGAUGAGACACACCUAGUCGGCAACCAGUUCUCGUGGUUGAGCUCGCUCUUCUACGUCGGCUGGAUCUUGUGGGAAUACCCAGCAAAUUUGCUGCUGCAGCGCUUCCCGGUGGCGAAGACGCUCGCCGUGACGGUCGUUGCCUGGGGCAUGGUGCUCAUGUGCCACGCGGCUGGCCACAAUUUUGGAUCGCUCGCCGCCGUCAGGACCUUUCUCGGUGCCCUCGAGGCAGGAUGCAAUCCAGCCUGCAUGAUCAUCUUUGGCAUGUUCUACACGCGCGAAGAGCAACCCCUUCGUAUGGGCAUCUGGAUCGGCUUUGGCGGCUUAGCCAACAUCAUCAGUGGAAUCCUCGGCUACCCCAUAGGCCACAUCACCGGUCAAAUCAGCACGUGGAAGAUUAUGUACCUGAUCUACGGCGUCUUCACCAUCCUCUGGGGCGCGGUUCUGUGGUUAUGCCUGCCCGACUCGCCUAUGCGGGCUCGGUUCCUUAGCUCGGAUGAGAAGAAUGAGGUUAUUUUCCGCAUCACGGCCAACAGCACGGGGGUGGAGAACAAACAUUGGAAGAAGAAACAGUUUGUCGAAGCGAUGAAGGAUGUCAAGUCCUGGCUCUUCUUUCUCUUAUCUCUCGUGAUCAACGCACCCACCGGGGUCUUCAUGAAUUUCCAAGGGCUUAUUAUCAAGUCUCUCGGCUUCAGCGGCCUUCAGACGACGCUCAUGACUAUGCCGUCUGGCGCUUUCUGGAUGAUUGGCUGUCUUGGAUCAAGCUACUUUGCGACUCGCUUCAAGAAUCUCCGUAUCGCCAUGAGCCUCUUAUUCAUCCUGCCUUUCUUCGCCGGCAUAGUCGGGCUCAAGGUGCUCGACGACACCCGGCCCUGGGGCAGACUCGUGUCCCUGUGGCUUUGCUUCUUCUUCGCCUCUCCGUACGGCAUCGGCAUGGCCCUUGUCAAUGCCAACACAGCCGGCCACACGAAGCGCAUCACCACCAACGCCAUGUUCAUCAUCGGGGCCGGCAUCGGGUCCUUCAUCGGUCCCUUCUUCUUCGACAGCAGGCAGGCUCCAUACUACCCAAUGGGCUUCGACUUCAUGUUUGCGACCUUCGCCGUCGAGGUGGUCGUCCUCGUCGCGCUCUUCUACGUCCUGUGGAGCCGCAACAGGGCCAGGCGCGCCGAAAGGGGCGGAGACGGUCAGGUGGACGCGCAGAGGGGUUUCCGUGAUGAGACUGAUAUGGAGAACAAGGACUUUUUGGUACGUCGACUCGUCGAAUCGCAGUUUGUGGUGUAG
Microdochium trichocladiopsis is the source of this 1380-nucleotide messenger RNA. Its product is annotated as major facilitator superfamily transporter. Gene Ontology annotation, biological process: transmembrane transport. NCBI's taxonomy places the organism in Eukaryota, Fungi, Ascomycota, Sordariomycetes, Xylariales, Microdochiaceae. Gene Ontology annotation, molecular function: transmembrane transporter activity. The transcript is spliced from 8 exons. The coding region runs from base 1 to 1380 and encodes 459 amino acids. Gene Ontology annotation, cellular component: membrane. The record is from RefSeq and is a predicted model, not a curated record.